Messenger RNA from Effrenium voratum, 1783 nucleotides. The record is from the annotation of a GenBank genome assembly. NCBI's taxonomy places the organism in Eukaryota, Dinophyceae, Suessiales, Symbiodiniaceae.
AGACGAAAGUUUUGUUUUGGCUCUGGCUACAGCUUAAAUUGGAGUUAUGAGCCUCAUGUGGGACCCCGGCGACCUGGCCUACCUGGCUUCUUGCGCGCUGCUGCAACUCGCGCUUGUGGUCCGGUUCUUUCAGAAAGCUUGGCCGUGGCGCCGGCGUGUCGCAACGGCCUUCCGUGAGCUGCCGAAAUUCGCAGGCGUGGUGAGUCAGUGGCUACAAAGGCCAUGCGAUUCAGACCGGGUCCUUCGCAAGCAGGUCUCCCAGUUGCAGCUGGAGUUUGCACAGUCUUACUUCUCUGUCGGAGCGGCUACUUUGUGCCUUUCGCUCUCUUCUUUGGAGAGGAACCUCCUUGCUGGCCAUCCACGGCCACAGUUCUUCACAGCCUUGGCUACUUGGAAUGGGUUGCUCUACAGCUUUUGCCUUGUUGCAACUUGGCUGCCCGGCAUCUUGACGCUGCGCACGCUGAACCUUUGGUGCCUCAUUUCCCAUGUCUUUGUGGCUGUCUGGCUGAGCCCCAACGGAUGCGAUGCGCCCCACGCCUUUGCCGUGCGGCUUUUCUGCCUUGGGGUCAUACAGGUGCCAUGCCUGUUGUUUGUCCAGAGUUGGCUCAUGGCGUGCGUGGUCCACCUGGGCGUGGCCGGUAUUGUGGUGCUGCGGGCGCUGCUCGGCGACGCAGAAGACGCUGCCGGCACCAUCUUCCAGCACCCGAGCACGCUGUUCGGAGCUGAGCUAAUCAUGGCUGCUUGUGUAGGCAUCUUGGUCCGCUUCCUCUACAAUUCCUUCGAACAAAGAGUCGCAUCGCGACUACGUGAAAGUCACGUCUCCUCCCAGCUGGAUGCUGCCUCUGGCUUGCUGCAGCUGACCUGCGAGGCAGUGCUGGAGCUGGACGAUGACUUGAGGCUCACAGAGCACUGCCCCAAGCUGGCCGCCAUGCUCCUGCGAGGUGGCUCUUCCACUCAAGGCUUGCGGUUCUCCGAAUUCGUUGCAAGAGAUGAAGCCGCGAGGGCAGAAGAGAUUCUUCGCGGAUCCAGCUCCGUUGCCCAGGCGUUUCACACACAUUUGGUGGACAGUUGUGCUAGCAAGUUUCGCACCGAGGUUUUUCAAGUCACGUACCAAGUGCCAAGUGGGCAGCACCGGCAUCUCAUUGGCCUGCGUGACUUCACAGACUUGCAGUCGCUGGCUGGAAACAAGGCAGCUGAUGCGAUCCAUGACGUGGAUAGAGAGCUCGAACUCUAUGACGGUCUGAGCAGUUUACGUGGGCAUUCUGAAUCUGUUCCCGAGGCCGGUAUCCAUCCGCCAGCAAGUUCGUCUGUAGAGUCCAACAUGGACGGGAGCCAUGGUCGUAGGAUUGUGGAGCAAGCAGUUGCGCUCCAGGGCAAGAACAUGUUCCUUGACAUUGAUUGUCAAGCCAUGCAGGUGUGUGCUGCUUCCGCCCCUUUGACGUCUUUGAUUGGGCGCGGCCUGUCAGAAGUCUUCGUGUACAACUACACACUGGAGCUAUGCAUGAGGCUUUGGCACCAGGCAAAGCAAAGCCAGGACUUGCCAGACAACAUGGUGAGCUUUGAGCGAAUGCCGCUCUUCUGCUUGCCCCGCACUAUCGACAUUUCCGGGAUUAUGCAAUUGUCUAGGACGAGCCUGGGAGACCUGCAUGUGAUUUUGAACUUCAGGCCCUCCGCGUUCGUACAGCUUUAAGUCCCUGGAUGGUUUCAUAUUUUUGAACUAAUUUGAAUUAUUCUUCGCUCACUUGCCCAAAGCCGACCUUUUGAGCCUUUAGUUUCGCCUUCU